Messenger RNA from Caenorhabditis briggsae, 495 nucleotides. The transcript has 4 exons. Bases 1 to 495 code for a protein of 164 amino acids. The record is from RefSeq and is a predicted model, not a curated record. NCBI's taxonomy places the organism in Eukaryota, Metazoa, Nematoda, Chromadorea, Rhabditida, Rhabditidae.
AUGUCUACGAAGUUUCAAAUCUGUAUGGGUUUGUUAGUAUUGUUUGCAUCACUCCGAUUUCGUCUGAUGGAUAGAGCUGGGUUCCUCAUUGAAGGAUCCUACUUUCAACAUGCCGAAUUACUACUGAAUGCGUUUACUGGUAUCUGCUGGACUAGUGCUAAUCUGACUGGAUUGGCUAUUCAUUUGUCGAUUUUGAUGAUGUUUGUCCAGGUCACCAGCAUAUUUCUCUCAGUUUUCAGUAUGAAUGCAUUAGUCUACUAUGGGACUUUCCGUGUCAAGUACUUCCUCGAGGAUCAUGAAAAAUGGUCAUUCGAGAGACUGGUUCAAGCAGAAGCAUAUUUGGAUAUAAUGAUUGGAAUGAUGGCUAUUAAAGCUCUGGAAGAGAUAGAACGGGAUUACAUGGAGGCAAAAGCAGAGUUAGCAGGACAGAAACAUAAUGAAAAGAAGAUUAACGGAGAGGAAGACGAGAAAGUGACGGAAGAGAGUUCAGAAUAA